Messenger RNA from Mauremys reevesii (Reeves's turtle), 2146 nucleotides. It is a transcript of the gene LYRM7, whose product is annotated as LYR motif containing 7. Gene Ontology annotation, biological process: mitochondrial respiratory chain complex III assembly. The coding region runs from base 250 to 564 and encodes 104 amino acids. The transcript is spliced from 5 exons. Lineage: Eukaryota; Metazoa; Chordata; Testudines; Geoemydidae. The record is from RefSeq and is a predicted model, not a curated record.
ACCAGUGUUCAAGGGACACGGCUCUAUCGGACACAAAUGCCCGCCUCACCCGGAAGUAGCCUCGCCGCCACUAGUGGAGCGCAGGGAAAAGUUCGGCGCAGGCACGUCCAGUAACGUACCAUAGUGGAGGUGCUGAGACGCUCCCGGGGCUGAAACGUGUCUUUCCGAUUGGCUCCUCAUGAGCGAGUCGGCAGGGCGUGGGCGUGGUUCUGCUGGCCCGCUACGUGUGGUGGGGGAGCGGCUGCGGCGAUGGGGAGCCGGGCGGAGGUUUUGAAGCUUUUUAGAGCAUUGCACAGAACACGGCAACAGGUUUUUAAAAAUGAUGCCAGAGCUCUAGAAGCUGCAAGACUAAAGAUAAAUGAAGAAUUCAGAAACCAUCAAGAUGAGACCUCUUCUGAGAGAAUAGCAGAGCUUAUGAAAAUAGGUUCAGAUGUUGAAUUUCUACUCAGAACAUCUGUUAUACAGGGACUUCACACAGGUUCUGACAGUCUGAUGCUUAUACCCAGGAAAGAUCUGCUACUAGACAACGUUCCUUACUGUGAUAGUCCAACACGAAAGCUUUGAACCUUCAAGGAAUAAAGUACAUCUUGUUUUAUUUUCUUUUUUCUCAAACCAAAAUUAUUUCCUGGAACAAAAUCCCUGAAAACAAGUAGCUGAAAUCUCUGUGUUCAGACUAAAAUUGGAAAAUAUUGAAUCCUUUUGGCAGGAAACAAAGAUUAACUCAAUCCACUGAUUGUACUCUGAACUGGGGAGGUGUAUUUGAGAGAAGCAAGACUGAUGUCAUGUGUUUCUGAAGGACCCUUCUCUUCAUUAGGAAGGAUUACAUUUCCAUAGAAACUAAAGUCCUAUAUUGUUUGCUAAAAAUAUCCUAGGUGUACUCUUUUAUCUCUGCCAUUUCCAGAGAAAAUGUUUCAUUGUGUUUCAGAGGUUUUGCAAAGAUGAUUAAUAAUAAUAAUUACAAAUAGAAGUAGAGUGUUUAGUCUUGGAAAUAUUUAUUUAUAAAUUCAAAUAUAUUGACAAACUGCUACAAAAUAAUGGUGAAAAAACAUUCUAUAAUGUCUAGUUAUCUUUUUAAUUAUAAAUUGCAACACAGACCUGUUUUCUGAAAUUGUUAUUAUCUAUACAAUAGUGCACUGGUAGCAUAUGAGAGGGUUUUUAUAAGGCACAUCUAAAUAAAUUAUCAGCCUUUACAGAUAGGACAGUGACUCUGUGCUUAUAUUUUUAAUGUGCAAGGGUGACUGUUUGACUGUUUGGAUCACACUGGAGCAAGGAAAUUUAGUCAGCCUAACAAAUUGUGCUAUGUUAAUUAGACCAUAAAGCUAAAGACCUUGCAUGUUAUGACCAUAGAUUGAUUUACUGAGGCAUUUGUCAAAAAUGUGUCACUGGUCACAUUCAAAGUGGUGAUCAGUAGUAAUAUGGCUGUGUAUGCAUCUUAUUGCCAGAGCCAAUAAUUUUAGUUUCAAAAAAUAAUUAAUUGGAAUAACCUGAUAUAAGUACUGUCAGUGAGGGAGAUGCAACUCACCAGUAUUUGAUAGAUACAUUUUAAUAGAGAGAAAUGAUGGGGGGAUCUAGUCAGUUUAUUCAAAUGAAUGUGGUAGCAAAACUAACUACAUAAAAUGUUCACUCUGACUCACAAAAUUGCCUUAUCCUGUCAUUCUUCAAAUUAGAAAGUAGUUGUACAUUAACAAUCUAUUUUAUUAUACUUUUUAUAAAUGAAAAUUCAAUUUGAAAUUAUUUAAUAAGCAAGUGUCAAGCAACCUGAUUUGCUGACAUUAUCUUAUUUAAAGUAAUUUUUAUUCAACCUACAUCACCUUAUUUCAUUUUUUAAAAAGAGCCAUCUAGUUCUUGCUGUUUAACUAGCUGCUAUGGGCCAAUUGACUUCACUCUGACUUGGAGCAGGCCUUACUGAAAGUAUACAACAAUGUUUGUAUAUAUAAAAAACCUACUGAUAUCAACAGUAGAUGGCAGUCUUCCAUAUAUAUAUUAAGGAACUGUACACAGUGCAAGUGAAAAUAGUUUUUGUGAGACGAUAUCACUCUAAAUUUGUGCGUAUUCUGCCACUAUGCAUGUCUUUUUUUUUUUUUUAGUUCUUGAUAUGCAGUAUAUGGAAUUGUACUAAAUAGAAAUCAACCUAUACUUAAACUGA